Messenger RNA from Papilio polytes (common Mormon), 2091 nucleotides. It is a transcript of the gene RpA-70, whose product is annotated as replication protein A 70 kDa DNA-binding subunit. Gene Ontology annotation, biological process: telomere maintenance via telomerase; double-strand break repair via homologous recombination; nucleotide-excision repair. Gene Ontology annotation, molecular function: damaged DNA binding; single-stranded telomeric DNA binding. The record is from RefSeq and is a predicted model, not a curated record. Lineage: Eukaryota; Metazoa; Arthropoda; Insecta; Lepidoptera; Papilionidae. Bases 171 to 1961 code for a protein of 596 amino acids. Gene Ontology annotation, cellular component: DNA replication factor A complex; nucleus. The transcript has 11 exons.
GAAGACAAAAGUCACUCAAAUUAAAAACGCAAUUCGCGCCAAGUUUGCCGGUUUACCCAGUUUUUAAUUUUAGUUUUUGAUUUUUAUGGAAUAUUAUUUGCUCCAUUUUUCCUUGAAAGACACUAGAUAAACGUUUUCAUUUGCUUUUAUGAGUUUUGGUGUUAGUAAAUAUGUCUUACAAAUUAUCAGAAGGGGCCCUGGAGGUCAUAAUGAAUGGCGGUCAUUAUGAUAAACCGGUGAUGCAGAUACUUGGGAACAAAAAGAUUCAGGGUAGUGGCGCUAACGACAGAUUCAGGUUAUUGUUGUCAGAUGGGAAACAUUCGCUGAGUUUCGCUAUGCUCGCGACGCAAUUGAACGACAAACUGAUAAAUGGGGAAUUGUCAGACUACUCGGUUGUCCAAGUGGACCGCUUUAUCACUUCAGUACUAAAGCCUAAUUCGGAAAAGAGAGUUAUGAUCUUGAUUGAAAUCACAAUAUUAGCUCCUGGCUCUGAAGUUGGCAAGAAGUUGGGUAAUCCUCAAACAUGGACAGAGGACUCUGCACAAGCGCCUGCACAAGUCAUGAAGCCAGCACCGCAGGCUAAGCCAACGCCAGCUCCCAUCAUCAAACCCUCCAACCCACAGCUGGACUCCAGUAUGCUGUCAUCGCAGAUGACACAUCCAAUUGCAAGUCUUAGUCCAUACCAAAAUAAAUGGGUUAUAAAAGCUCGUGUGAUGAACAAAUCGGCAGUCCGGACUUGGAGCAAUGCUCGAGGUGAAGGGAAACUGUUCAGUAUGGAUUUGUGUGAUGACAGCGGAGAAAUUAGAGCCACCGCAUUUAAAAAUGAAUGUGAUAAGUUUUACGAUAUGAUUGAGGUCGAUAAAGUAUAUUAUAUAAGCAGAUGUAUUCUAAAGCCAGCAAACAAGCAAUUUACGAGUCUAAAGAAUGACUAUGAGAUGACUUUCACCGCAGACACAGCUGUCUCAGAAUGUGUGGAGGAUGCCUCAACAGUACCUUCGGUGAAGUUUGAUUUUGUACCAAUCAGUGAAAUUGCUAAUAGGAGUCCGGAUUCAUUGCUAGAUAUGAUUGGUGUGUGUAAGAGUGCAGCGGAGGUGAUGGAACUCACAGCUAAAAGUACGGGCAAGUUGUUGAAGAAACGAGAAGUGACGCUUGUCGACUCAUCGGGUGGUGCGAUAACUCUUACUUUAUGGGGUAAUGAAGCUGAGAAGUUUGAUGGUAGUUCAAAUCCUGUGAUAGCUGCUAAGGGCGCGCGGCUGACGGAGUUCAACGGCAGCAAGUCGCUGUCGUGCCUGUCCAGCACCAUGGUGCGCGUCAACCCCGACCUGGCGGCGGCGCACCAGCUGCGCGGCUGGUACGACAGCGGCGGCGCGCUCUGCGACACCGUCAACAUCUCCGCCAGGAGCGGCAGUUCGGGCGGCGCGGGCGAGUGGCUGACGUUCUCGGAGGCGGAGGCGCAGCAGCUGGGCGCGGGCGAGCGCGGCGACUACUACUGGCUGCUGGGCGCGCUCACCUUCACCUUCAGCGACAACGCCGUCUACAAAGCCUGCCCCCAGGACCAGUGCAACAAGAAACUCCUCGACCAGGAGAAUGGACUCUACCGCUGCGAGAAGUGCAACAGAGAUUAUCCCAACUACAAGUACCGUCUGCUGCUCGGAGCGAACGUGUCUGACCCGACUGGCGACCAGCGCGUGACCGCGUUCAACGAGGCGGCUGAGAGCAUGCUGGGGAGGAGCGCCGCCGACAUCGGACAGAUGUACGACUACGACAAGGCCGCCUACAGCCAGUUAUUUGAACAAGUCAAGUUUAAAACGUUCCUCUUCAAGUUCCGCACCAAAAUGGAGACAUACAGUGAUGAAGCUCGAUUAAAGACGACAGUGAUGAGCGCGACGCCUGUCGACUAUAAAGACGCGAACACACGACUUGUUAAAAGUAUCAAAGCUCUGAGCGGAGUCGAAGUAUAACUUCUAUAUGUUCGUGUUGUCCAUUUAAUAUUAUGUUCCAAUUAUUACUGUUUUUGAUGUAAGCUAAACAUGGAAGUAUAUUCACUAAUUAUGUUCUAAAUUUAUUGUAAUUAAAAAUUCUUUUUUUUAA